UGUCUCGUGACGUCAGCCCACGGCGCCGGAAGUGGCGCGUCCCGGAAGAGAAACGUGAGGUUGUCUGUGUCCGCUGUUUCGAGAGUAAUGAUGCGGGUGUGCUGGUUGGUGAGACAGGAUAGCCGGCACCAGCGAAUCAGACUUCCACAUUUGGAGGCAGUGGUGGUUGGGCGUGGCCCAGAGACCAAGAUCAUUGACAAGAAAUGUUCUCGACAGCAAGUACAGUUGAAAGCAGAGUGUAACAAAGGAUAUGUCAAGGUAAAGCAGGUAGGGGUCAAUCCCACCAGCAUUGAUUCAGUCAUAAUUGGGAAGGACCAAGAGGUGAAGCUGCAGCCUGGCCAGGUUCUCCACAUGGUGAAUGAACUUUAUCCAUAUAUUGUAGAGUUUGAGGAAGAGGCAGAGAGCCCUGGCCUGGAAACACACAGGAAGAGAAAGAGGUCAGGCAACAAUGAUUCUAUAGAAAGGGGUGCUGCCCAGGAAGCUGACUCCCAUACAGGACUGGAACCUGGGAGUGACCCUGGCCAAUGCUCUGUGCCCUCAAAGAAGGAGAAAGAUGCAUCUACCAAAAAGGAAUCAUUGGGCCACUGGAGUCAAGGCUUAAAAAUUUCUAUGCAGGAUCCCAAAAUGCAGGUUUACAAAGAUGAGCAGGUGGUGGUGAUUAAGGAUAAAUACCCCAAGGCUCGUCACCACUGGCUGGUCUUACCAUGGGCUUCCAUUUCCAGUCUGAAGGCUGUGACCAGGGAACAUCUUGAGCUCCUUAAACACAUGCACACUGUGGGGGAAAAGAUGAUUACAGAUUUUGCUGGGUCCAGCAAACUCCGCUUCCGAUUGGGUUACCAUGCCAUUCCCAGCAUGAGCCAUGUACAUCUUCAUGUGAUCAGCCAGGAUUUUGAUUCUCCUUGCCUCAAAAACAAAAAACAUUGGAAUUCUUUCAAUACAGAAUACUUCAUAGAAUCGCAAGCUGUGAUAGAGAUGGUACAGACCGCUGGCAGAGUGAGUGUCCGAGAUGGGAUGCCUGAGCUCUUGAAGCUGCCCCUCCGUUGUCACGAGUGCCAGCAGCUGCUGCCUUCCAUUCCUCAGCUGAAAGAGCAUCUCAGGAGACACUGGCCAAAGUGAUUCUGUGGAGCCUGAACUUUUGCAGCAGGAUAAGGGGAACUCCUUCCUAUACAAAUCCAACUCCUCACCUUGACCACAAGUCCAAGAUGGAAGCAUCUGUGUUCUGGGCAGGAGGAUGGAAGAAAAGAUGAAGAAGGGGAUCAAGGAUUCACACAUACUCUUUGAGGAAGUUUCCUGGAAUCUCCUCCAUGAUUCUUCUUUUUGUAUUACCAUGGCCAGAAUUCAGCCACAAGCCAAAGGUGACCAAGCUUUAAGGGCAGCUGUGAAAUAUAACCUUUAUUUUUGGUAAAUCCAUGCUCAGCUAAAAUUUUUAUUAUUACAGAAGCAGCAUAGAAUGUAAAUUAGAGACAUUGAACAGUGUCUACCAGUAUUCCUUUGCACAUGAAAAAAAAUUUGAGUUCCCUCUUUUAACAUGGAGGGCUUUCCUUUACAGUGUCAUUCCAAUAGGAACUGUAGGGGGAAAGUAAAUUUUUUACUUAUAUUGCAAAUAUUUUACAAAUAUUACCUUUUAAUUUUAUAAUCUUUAAUUUUUUUAUGCUCUCAUCAUACAGAGGAGGGAACAUGAAGGGGGGAGAAGGGCAGAGGCAGAGAGAGGAAAUCCCCAGCAGGCUCCAUGCUCAGCACAGAGCCCAAUGUGGGCUUGAUGCGGAACUUGAUCCCAUGACCCUGGGACCAUGACCCGAGCCAAAAUCAAGAGUGGGAUGCUCAACCGACUGAGCCACCCAGGUACCCCAGGCAUUCCAUUUUAUAAAACUAAUUUCUUGUUUCUGGAUUUUAUAUUUUGCUCAAGUAGGCCUUCCUUAUCCAUAUGUUCUCAUAUUUUCUUUUGGUACUUUUAUACUUUUGUUUUUUUUUACUUUAGAUCUUCAUUAUAUGUGGCAUUUAAAUUUUGGUAGUGUGACAUAGGGAUCCAUCUUUAUUUUUUCAAUUUUUAUCUAACUCCAACUCGUUUUAAACUAGCCUUCAUUCUCAUUCAUUUGAAAUGCCACAUUUAUGGUGAACUAAAUUUUAAUACAUACACAAGUCUGUUAUGGGCUCCCUAUUUCAGUUAUAUUGAGCUAUUACUAAACUCUCAAUUUUGGUUACCAUGGUUUUGUAGAAUUUCUUUAUUCUUCACUCUUUUUCUUCUUUUCCUCCCCACUCCUCCUCCUUUCUCUACUCUUACUUUCAUUUCACCUAGCUGAGCUUGUAGGACACUCCUAUGAGGGUGAGACAAACUGGCACAAGCUUCCAUCUCUGUUUUCUUCACUGUAGAAUCUUUGUGCCUCUCGUACUCAGCACCUUUGCGUUUCUUUGCUGCCUAAUGUCACCUUUCUGGGUCUUGCAUUGUGUGAGAUGCUGCCAUUGGAUGGAUUGCUGCUUAUAGUUGACUUGUUCUUUGUGCUUCAUCCUUUUGAUCCUUUGUGUGUGUAUAAAAUCUAUUUCUUUUUAUGACUAUAUUUAAACAUUUUCCCUAAGUUCUCUGAAGAUGUAAAAUCAAUUGUUGACAUCAAUACACGUGAAUCCACCUCUUUAUUUCCUUUUAUUUAUCUUUUUUGACUGCCUGACUGGUUUCUUCAGGAAGGAUGAAAUUGUUUUCUGAGUCAAUGAGCUGCUGAAUCUCAGAAUCAGGUAGCACAUGAAUGUUACAUGGUGCUCAGUGGUUUAUACGGCCUUGGAAACAAUUUGCUACCUAAAGUUCUGGCUGAACUUGUCCUGGAUGCAGAUAAUAAGGGAGUGCUUGUGGGUGGUUCAGUAGGAUGAUAAAUAGGCACACCUCUCCCUAGAGCUUUAUCUCUCUAGACUCUUUGGGCCACUUUUCUGCUAUCCACUUUGACUUUCUCUAUGGUCAUGGCCUGUCCGAUCAGUGUUCUUCUUUAACAUUUUAUUGUCUUGUCUACAGUUUCUUUUCCAGAUGAAUUUCCUAUUCAACUUGUCAGAAUCUAAUAAAAAAGUCUCAGAAUUUUGACUUUGACUGUAUUUAAUUUACCAACUAAUGGGAGGGAUAUUAACCUUAUUGACCAUGUUGGAUCAUCAGAACAGAUUCUGAUGACAGGACUUGGGACUUUAGUGGUUUUCAUGAGUGUGUGUGUAUGUGUGUGUACGUGCGUAUGUAGGUGUAUAGAAUGGUGGGUGGGAGAUAAACAUGGAGGGCUUUCCUUUACAGUGUCAUUCCAAUAGGAACAGUAGGGGGAAAGUAAAUUUACUUGUUUAGUCAGCCAUCUUGAAUAGAAGCUCUGAUUACUUUUAUGAGACAGAACAAUCUAUAUUUAAAAAGGAAUCAAGGCCAAAUAAGCCAAUACAGUUUGGUUUACAUUAAAAUGUUAAUCAAUGCACAUAAAGUCACUGAAUGCACACUGAAAGGUUGCCACGGCAACAGUCAUUUUCAUGAAAUGAUUUUAGAUACUAGAUUCUUGAGUGAAGGCAUGCCUUAUUAUUUGCUUUAAGACAUCUUUACUGCACUUGCUUUCUCUCUCUCUCUCUCUCUCUCUCUCUCUCUCAUCUCCUUGGAGGUUAGAAAAUGGAAAGGGAUCUGCACCUGAUAGAAUUCUUUGAAAGCAACAGAAAUAAAUUUUACUCAUUGGGUAAAUAUAUUUACCCAAAAAUAUAUUUAUUGGUAGGAUGAAAGGGUGGUUCACAGAGUUGAAGGAAAUGUGAAGAGGGGGACUCAGAGGGGUCAGAAGUAUAGAGCAACUCUGAGAAUCUGGAAAGCAGUAAUCACAAAAUGGCAUCUUCAGGGCAACCAGAAGAAUGAGUGAACUCUUACCAUUUUCAGUUUUGUGUCACUAUGUUCAAGGUUUAAAUUCUAGGAAGUUUCUGAUCUACCUGGUUUGAAAGAAAAAUUUUGUACACACACACGCGUGCGCGUGCACAUACACACACCUUUUUAUAGAGAGGAUUGUUGCAGAGAGAUGAUUCUUCUUUUUUAAUUUAUUUAAAUUCAGGUUAGUUAACAUACAGUGUGGUAUUGGUUUCAGGAAUACAACCCAGUGACUCAUCACUUACAUAUAACACCCAGUGCUCAUCCAAUGAAUGCCCUUCUUAAUGCCCAUCACCCAUUUAGCCCAUCUUCCCACUGACUCCCCUCUAGCAACCCCCAGUUUGUUCUCUGUAUUAAAGAAUCUGUUAUGGUUUGCCUCCCUGUUUUUAUCGUAUUUUUCUUCCCUUCCCCUAUGUUCAUCUGUUGUGUUUCUUAUAUUCCACAUAUGAGUGAAAUCUUUCUCUGCCUGACUUAGUUUGCCUAGCAUAAUACACUCUAGUUCCAUCCACAUUUUUGCAAAUGACAAGAUUUCAUUCUUUUUGAUUGCC
Panthera uncia (snow leopard) is the source of this 4404-nucleotide messenger RNA. RefSeq names its product aprataxin (gene APTX). Gene Ontology annotation, molecular function: DNA 5'-adenosine monophosphate hydrolase activity; single-stranded DNA binding; mismatched DNA binding. NCBI's taxonomy places the organism in Eukaryota, Metazoa, Chordata, Mammalia, Carnivora, Felidae. The coding region runs from base 88 to 1116 and encodes 342 amino acids. Gene Ontology annotation, biological process: double-strand break repair; single strand break repair. Gene Ontology annotation, cellular component: nucleus. The transcript has 9 exons. The record is from RefSeq and is a predicted model, not a curated record.